AUACAGAAUCGUGUUUCAAGCUAUGGUUUCAAGUCAGCGUUUUAUUGUGAAAGCCGGAUGCAGCGUGUUGUUGCUGAGUGUGACAGCAGCUCAGUUCAGAUCAGCUGAUGGGAACUGACUCACCUCUUCCCGGACAACAUGUCGACACAUCCAGCGAGAAAGAAGAAGAAAGAGGACUUCAUUCUUUAAUGAACUCGCGGAGGAACAGAGCGAGCGGCUGGACCCGGAUUCAGACAGACUCCUCUGUGACUCCAUGCCCUCCUCCUCCUCCUCCUCCUCCUCCUCGCCGUGGUGAAGAGUAACCAGGUUAAAGAUGUCCGCUGUGGUGGGGGGGGUCUCCUCCUCCGCCCUCAGGGCUCCUGGGGGGGCUCUGGUUCUCCUGCUCUCCGUCACGCUGCUGUCUGGAUUCAGCCCACUGUGCAUCGCUCGGGGAGGGGGCUGCUGCAGCAUGGACCCACGUUUCCGGCGCAGGCUGCUCAGCCUGAUCAGCUGUUUUGCAGGAGGAGUGUUUUUGGCCACCUGUCUGCUGGAGCAGCUGCCGGACUACCUGCAGAGCAUCGAGGAGGCCUUCAGCAGCGCGGGGGUCACCCUUCAGUUCCCUCUGCCUGAGUUCAUCAUGGCGAUGGGUUUCUUCCUGGUUCUGGUUCUGGAGCAGGUCAUCCUGGCCUUUAAGGACCAGCCUCAGAUGAAGGAGUGUCGCGCUCUGCUGCCGAACUCCAGCGUCAACUCCCACCGCCACGGCGCGUCAGAGGAGUCCGGCGGCAGCCUCUUCCACGUGGACCUGAGCGCGCAGUCGGCCCUGCGCUCCUUCGUCCUGGUCUUCUCGCUGUCGCUGCACUCCGUGUUGGAGGGGCUGGCCGUGGGCCUGCAGGAGAUCUACGUGGCAAGGCAAGUUCUGACUCUGGGGCUGAUGGUCCACAAGAGCAUCAUCUCCUUCAGCCUGGCCUGCACGCUGUCACGGGGCCGGCUGCGGCUCCCCCUGGUGGCCGGCUGCCUGCUGCUGUUUGCCGCCAUGUUGCCGCUGGGCCUCGGCCUGGGCUCGGCGCUCUCGGAGACGAAGGCGCCCCGGCAGCACCGGCUGGCCCGCUGCACGCUGCAGGGUCUGGCGGCGGGAAGCUUCCUCUACAUCACCUUCAUGGAGAUCCUGCCGCACGAGCUGGGCUCCGGAGGGAACCGCAUCCCCAGGGUGGCCUCGCUGCUGGCCGGCUUCGCCUUGGUCACCGCCGUGCUCUUCAUCAAACUGAGGAUGAAGCUGGAGAAGGAGCUGGUGGCUCAGCUCUGGAGGAUCUCCUGGAACGACAUUCAGAUGGGGAACCUGGAGAAAGUGCUGCGGAGCGGCAGCAGGAUCACACUGUCACUGAGAGGCUCUAACUACGGCUCCCUGAUGACUGGGGAUGGAAACAUGCAGGUUUUUGCAAAAACUGGAUAUUUUAAGGGAAACAUCGUGGCCAUUAAAUACACCGACAGGAAGCGCUUCGAGCUGAACAGGGAGGUCCUGUUCGAGCUCAAACACAUGCGGGACGUUCAGAACGAACAUCUGACGAGGUUCAUCGGAGCGUGCAUCGACCCCCCCAACACCUGCAUCCUCUCAGAGUACUGCCCCAGAGGGAGUCUGCAGGACAUUUUGGAGAACGACAGCAUCACUCUGGACUGGAUGUUUAAAUAUUCUCUCAUCAAUGAUAUCGUUAAGGGCAUGGUGUUCCUCCACAACAGCGUGAUCCUGUCUCACGGGAAACUCAAGUCCUCUAACUGUGUGGUGGAUAACCGCUUCGUGCUGAAGAUCACAGAUUACGGUCUGUCCAGCUUCAGGUCUGAGAGCUCGGGGAAAGACGCUCACGCAUAUUACGCCCAGAGGCUGUGGAUGGCUCCGGAGCUGCUGCGUAUGGAGGCGCCUCCUCCUCAGGGAACUCAGAAAGGAGACGUCUUCAGCUUCGGCAUCGUCCUCCAGGAGGUGGCAAUGCGCCGCGGAGCCUUUUACCUGGAGGGAGACCCCCAAAGGUGGGUAUCGAAAGUAGUCUGA
Molecule: messenger RNA, 2020 nt
Organism: Trematomus bernacchii (emerald rockcod)
Lineage: Eukaryota; Metazoa; Chordata; Actinopteri; Perciformes; Nototheniidae
Product: zinc transporter ZIP1-like
Exons: 12
Coding region: 314-2020 (568 amino acids)
Biological process (GO): protein phosphorylation; cGMP biosynthetic process; metal ion transport
Cellular component (GO): membrane
Molecular function (GO): protein kinase activity; metal ion transmembrane transporter activity; guanylate cyclase activity
Source: RefSeq, a predicted model, not a curated record